AUGUCAGAUAAUUUUUUAGCUAUUCACAGUGCCCCUAAAAUAAUGUCUUUGCAGUAAAUUUAGAUCAACAAUUCUAAAAAAACCUAAACACCCAAAAAAAAGGAUUUUUUUCGCAACAGAGGCAAAGGAAAUUUAUCACCUUUAAGAGCAUUUUCUGUUAAUUAAACGCAAUAGACAAGUCAAAAAAAAGAAAUUGUACAUGAGUAGAACUAUUUCAUCAAAUCAAAAGACUUAGAUAAUAGCUUUGAGAUAAAAGGCCAAUCUGAAAGAGAUUAAUCUGUUUCAAGUGUAAAUGAAAUUUAAUCCUCUCUUUAACAAAAAAAAACUCGUUCUUUGCUUUACAUAAAAUCUUCUAAUACCUAACGACUCUAAUAAAAUCUUAAAAAAUUCAAUUUUAAUACAGAAUAAAAUAUAACAUCUUUUCCUUCAUUUAAUGCAUUCCCUAAGUUAGAUUAAGUUAGCAAUCAAAAGAUUAAAAGCAGCAUAAAUUUAGAAAGCAGUAAUAAUAAAAAGAUUGAAAGUACUACUAGCUACUUUAUGAAUUUUCCUUCAUAAAAGUCUGUCUAGAGGGAUUAAAGUCCAAUUUUGAAAUCAAAAUAAAAGGUUAAGAGUUAUACUUUUAUGUAAGAUGAAAAAAAUUAAAUGCUUAUGACCUAAAUAUUAUUUAGAAAGCCUAAAUUAACAAAUAAAUACUACCAAAUAAAGCCACCUAAUACUCCUCAAAUUAAAGCCUUUGAUUUAUCUAUAGAUAAAAGAAAUAAAACCUCAAUAGGAUUUCAAUCUAAUCAAAAACAAAAUUAAAUUUUUAAGCCUCAAAUUUAGAUAUUAGAUGAAAAUUCGAAGGAUGAAUGCGAAAACAUGUCACCUGUAAGAGAUUAUUUUACAAAAUUACCUUAGUCAGUAAGUGCAGAAUCUUGGGCUGUUCUAAAUGCAAAUAAUGGCUAAAUCUUAUUUGGUAAUAAUCACUUCAUCAUUCGGCAGAUGGCAUCUCUGACUAAAAUUAUGACUCUAUAUGUUUCUUUAAAAGUUAUUUAAGCUCUAGAUAUUUCGCCUUUUAGAACCUAUGUUGAAGUCUCUAAAAAAGCUGCUUCUAUGAAUGGCACUUCUGCAAGAUUAAUAGAAGGUGAUAGAUUAAGCUUAUGGGAUCUAAUGCACGGAAUGAUGCUGCCUAGUGGUAAUGAUGCAGCUACUGCUUUAGCUGAAAAUUUAGGAGUUUUUUUAUAUUAUCAAUCUGAAGAAUAUAAAUUAUAAUAUUAGUAAAAUCCAUAACAAUUUUAAAAUGAAAAGUUUAGAGUAAAAAAUUCUUAGGGUUACUUUAUUAAUUAAAUGAAUAAGUAUGCACAUAAUUUAUAAUUAAAUAAUACUCAUUUUGCUAAUCCUACUGGGUUAGUAAAUAAUUUUAAUAGAAGCACAGCUGCUGAUUUAGCUAAACUUUCUUAUCAUUUGAUAAAAGAAGAAUAAGUAAAAAAAAUUGUAGAGUGUAAAUAUCAUUUCGCAUAAAUCUAUAUGAAUAACAAUAAAAAGAGAAGUGUUAUAUUUGAAAAUACAAACAAGUUAUUAUCACAUGGCUAUUCUGGAUUAAAAACUGGUAUAACUACUGCUGCAGGUCCUUGUUUAUCUGCAUGGUAUAAAGAUGACUAAGUCAAUCUAAUUAUUAUUUUGUUAAAUUCUUCUUCAAUGGAAUAGAGAUGGGUUGAUACUCAAAAUCUAGUUUCUUGUGUUAUAAAUUAAUAAUAAAAUUCUAAUGUUCAUUCUUCAUAACUACCUUGA
Messenger RNA from Tetrahymena thermophila SB210, 1770 nucleotides. Its product is annotated as D-alanyl-D-alanine carboxypeptidase family protein. The record is from RefSeq and is a predicted model, not a curated record. Gene Ontology annotation, biological process: proteolysis. The transcript has 4 exons. Gene Ontology annotation, molecular function: serine-type D-Ala-D-Ala carboxypeptidase activity. Lineage: Eukaryota; Ciliophora; Oligohymenophorea; Hymenostomatida; Tetrahymenidae.